Molecule: messenger RNA, 465 nt
Organism: Closterium sp. NIES-65
Lineage: Eukaryota; Viridiplantae; Streptophyta; Zygnematophyceae; Desmidiales; Closteriaceae
Source: the annotation of a GenBank genome assembly
AUGGGAGUGAGGAGGGAUGAGGAGGAAGAAGCGAGGACAGAGAUGGGAGUGAGGAGGGAUGAGAGUGAGGAAGAAGGUAGGACGAGGACUGGAGAGAGAAUGGAUCAGAGGGAAGAAGGAAGGAGAGAGAUGGGAGUGAGGAGGGAAGAGAGGGAGGAAGAUUGGAGGAGAGAGAUGGCAGUGAGGAGGGAAGAGAAGACGCAAGAAGGGAGGACAGAGAUGGGAGUGAGGAGGGAAGCGAGGGAGGAAGAAGGGAGGAGAGAGAUGGGAGUGAGGAGGGAAGAGAGGGAGGAAGAUUGGUGGAGAGAGAUGGGAGUGAGGAGGGAAGAGAAGAAGGAAGAAGGGAGGACAGAGAUGGGAGUGAGGAGGGAUGAGAGGGAGGGAGAUGGGAGGACAGAGAUUUACAGCAUCUCUUCACUGUCACCCAUGCCCUACUCAACCCCUAUCCCUUUCAAGCCAUGCUAA